CCUCCUUUCCCUAGCUACCUCACACACAGCCCACACCACCUCUCAUCGACUCAUUUGCUUGCAUCUUCCAAAUCCUUGCAAAGCAACAACAAUCCUAGCAAGUUUAGCUAAGCAGGUAUAGCAGCCAUGGCUUCCAGGUUCCAGCUGAUUUUGUCGACCUUCGUUGUCAUUGCCGCUGUCACCAUGCUUCCACGCCCUUGCGCUUCCAUCGAGUUCCACCGCAAGCUCUCCAGCUGGUCCAAUGGCGGAGCUACGUGGUAUGGCGCUGCAAAUGGCGCCGGAAGUGAUGGUGGUGCAUGUGGGUACCAGGGUGCCGUCUUCCAGGCACCGUUCUCGUCUAUGAUCGCCGCCGGCAGUCCUUCCAUCUACAAGUCUGGCUUGGGCUGCGGCUCUUGCUACCAGGUGAAAUGCACUGGAAAUAGCGCUUGCUCGGGCAACCCGGUGACUGUCGUCCUCACCGACGAGUGCCCCGGAGGCCCGUGCCUCAGCGAGCCGGUCCACUUCGACCUGAGCGGCACGGCGUUCGGUGCCAUGGCGAACCCCGGCCAGGCCGACCAGCUGCGCGCGGCCGGCGUCCUCCAAAUCCAGUACAACCGCGUGCCGUGCAACUGGGGCGGAGUGAAGCUCACCUUCGUCGUGGACGUCGGCUCGAACCCCAACUACUUCGCCGUGCUCGUCAAGUACGAGAACGGAGACGGUGACCUCUCCGGCGUGGAGCUCAUGCAGACCGGCGCCGGCGCCGCCUGGACGCAGAUGCAGCAGUCGUGGGGCGCCGUCUGGAAGCUGAACGCCGGCUCGGCACUGCAGGCGCCGUUCUCCAUCCGCCUCACGUCCAGCUCCGGCAAGACGCUCGUCGCCAGCAACGUCAUCCCUUCCGGGUGGAAGCCCGGCAUGUCGUACAUAUCGACGGUGAACUUCUAACGAUCGCAAGCAAUAUCUCAACUUGCAUGCUUGCUGCAUGCAUGUGUCUGCAGUCUGCAGGCAUAUGUUAGAUCGGUUAUUCGUUGGUGCAACAACGAUGUGUGCUACAGGGCUACAGGUUUGUCGUAAGUGUGAAAUUAAUAACGGCGAGAUGCAGAGGCGGAGGCGCAGAUGAUUUACUAGUUCUCCCCUCCUCGCCGCAGUACGUGUCAAUGAUUAUCGUUAUACGUGUUUACUGUGUGUAUUAUUUGUAUCAGAACAGAGCCGACCAGUGCUUAUAAACGUGCUAUAUAUGAACAUAUUCGCAUU
Oryza sativa Japonica Group (Japanese rice) is the source of this 1230-nucleotide messenger RNA. The record is from RefSeq and is a predicted model, not a curated record. Lineage: Eukaryota; Viridiplantae; Streptophyta; Magnoliopsida; Poales; Poaceae.